Folsomia candida is the source of this 3387-nucleotide messenger RNA. RefSeq lists its product as uncharacterized. The record is from RefSeq and is a predicted model, not a curated record. Bases 420 to 2279 code for a protein of 619 amino acids. The transcript is spliced from 6 exons. NCBI's taxonomy places the organism in Eukaryota, Metazoa, Arthropoda, Collembola, Entomobryomorpha, Isotomidae.
UACUUAUGCGUAGGGACUUAUGUGCAAGCCCUUAAUCAGCCUUCGUGAGUGAGUUACAGCCAAAGUUUGGUUCCCCAGCAGAGAGAGCGAGAGAGGAAAGCAUCUCAGACUGAUCACAGCGAGUGAGAUCAAAUGGUGGGCAAUGAGACCGGUUUCCUUCCUCCACACAACUUCAGUUCUACUCGAAACCUCGGCGAGGACGGAGCUUACUUUGCGAGCGACGCCACAACAAGCAAAGAACUCUUCUCUCUUAAACUGAACCUUGUGCAAAGAAGUCCCCUUCUUGUCUGGUUCAAAGUUUCCACACAUUGAUAAUUUUUUUUGCAUCCAGAGUGAAAAAGUGUACAUCGUGGUUUAUCUCUUCAAGUUGAUCGUGACCAAUCCUCGCGAAUUGUACUCACUGUUGAUCCAAAUUCAAAAUGUGGAUCCGUGUGUUGCUCUGUCUGAGCGUGUUUGGUGGGCGUGGGGUGAUGUUGGCGGGGGGUGUGCCGAUUCAAGGGUCUGGUGUGGGAGGUGAAGAUGUGGGAGAGGUCAGUUCACCCCUUCACGUGGCCCAGUGCAGGGCGACCUGUAUCCAAGAGACUGUCCCGAAGGAGUGGAAUCCGAGUGGACAGCAGCAGCCAGAGUGCAGCCAGGAUUCGGAGUGUCUUGUCUGUUGGAGAAAGUGCGAGGAGUUGGAAAUGUUGGUGCAGUGGAGAAGUGGGAACAACAAUGGGAACACGCAGAGCAGUAGGCAGCCGGUGGGAGGAGGAGAAGGUGACAUGGACGGAGAAAGCAGGAUCAAGGCGACGACGACGGUGACCAAGAGCAGCAAAAUUGUGGCUGCAAUCUGCUCCACAUCUUCCUGUGGUUCCGGCUGUCGAGUGGCGUGCAGUUUCUACGCGACCUCAUCCGCCUCCAGUCCCAGUCCGGUGGCAGCGACGAGAUCCUCCUCCGUUCUGAUCCUGUCUCCGGGGAAAGUCACGUGGCCAGCGGCGAGUGGCGAAGGGCCGCUCGUCUACGUCCUUAUCCAGCAGCUCCCGCACCUCAAGUGGAAACAGGUCACUCAGACGACACAGACUUGGGCCCUCCUUCCAAAAACUCUGUGGGACAAGUUGGAGUUUGGAGUGCGAAGCGUGCGAGUGCUGGUCGUCUCUUCCAAAGGCCUCGUUGCCAUCUACCACCCAGUGCAAACGGCUGGACUGGAAGUAACCACUACCUCCUCAACUACGACGACGUCAACGACGAUAACACCACAAAAAACACUUGGCGCUGAUGGUGAUGAUAAUGAUGAGCGGGCGUGGAGUCAAAUGAUGAAGGUUGACGAUAACUAUCCGCCACCGAGAGAAAGUAUGGACCGCAGCAAAGUGGACAACUCCGACUCUGCAGAUUCGGAAGUGGAAGUGGUCACGAUGCCGGAGGAGAGGGGCGAGCCAGAGGACGUGUGGGCCCUUCGAAGGCUGUCCCUCAUUCACCAGAAAUCCCUCGUCAUAGCGGAGCUGGCUUGGGAGGACGUCAAGAAGGCACCGGAACAGGAGUACCUCAUCACGUGGGAGCUGGAUGGUGGAGGACUUAAAGGUCACUUGGUCACGGACUCUACGACCGUGUCACUCUCCCUCUGGCCAGACACGCUCUAUCACAUUCAGGUUGAAUUAUUCGAGCCCAACUUUGAGGAGGGGGAGCAAGACGAAUCUUCUUCCUCGUCGUCUUCUUCUUUUGUCGGAGGUUCGAGAAGUUUUCCGCUGUCUGUGGACACGAGCGAGGCGUCCUUUCCGCUCCUUCUGGUGGAGAAGCCAAGCGCCCUGCUUUCCCGGGAGCGACUUCUCACUGCCUCCACUCUGGUCGCGGUUCUUGUCGCGGCGGCCCUGACUCUCGGCUCCCUUCUCCUCGCCCUCUCCCUACGAAGACUGCUCAGAGUCCCGCAGCACCGUGGCAGCUUUUCUCUCGGCAAACAACUCCUCGACGACACGGACGACGAUGGGCUCGUUGGUGACGACAAGAAGACGCUGCGGAGGUUGAGGGGAAACCAAGACGAGGAGAAAGGACACAGUCAAACAUAUUCUCACGGGCCGGGAGUGUCGGUGAUCAGCAGUGGUGGAUGUGACCUGCUCAAGGGUCCGACCCAUCUCAUGCCCCACUACCAUCUCAACAAGAAGAAGGCCCCACUUCAUGGACCUUUGUCCCAUCACCACCACCAGCAGCAGCAGCAGCAGCCGCAGCAGGGUAGCUGGUGCAAGAACGGAGGAAAUCCACCUCUGCCCAGUGAACAGGUUGCCAACUGGGUUCAUCCGAAUACAUAACUCAGCCUCAAGGGCACCCUCGUCCAGUUCCACUUAGGCCCAAAAACUUUACUUUUUGAGGCCAGCGAGUCAAGAGAGGAAUAAAUUAGACCCAUAUUUCAAUUUGAUGGAGAAGUAAACACCCAUUUCUCCAGCCAAUUCCAGUACGGGCUCUCCACCGAUGCCGAUGAGGAGUCCAUAUGCGCCCCACAUAAACGAGAAAUCAUGAGAAUGCGAUGACCAGCAAGAUAACACCUCUUCUCCCUCCAGAGAGAAGCUCCUUUUCUUCCCCCAAAAUAAAAGCCAAGACUUCUCUCUCUCCCUCCGGUUAAUAAACCAGUAACCUAAUAUGUAAUGCUGCAACUUUUACCAUCACCACCAUAUCACCACGUAAUCACCACGCCAUCGAAUAUUAAGACGAGCAAGAUGGUACACUAAAUAGAUUCCAAUAUGUUCCACUAUUAAAUACUUAUUAGCGGCGAACGGAGGAGCAGCAAAACAGACUGAACUGAACUAUAUUUUGUGAGUAGUAAUGAUAUAGCUUUACUUUUUAAAUAUUAUUCAUUCUAAGCGUGCAAGUAGAUAUUAAGCGAGUCCAACCAUGAGCCAACUAGUCCCUUCUCGUAGGUCAACUCUUCUCGUAUGCUAAACGCUCUGAAUCAUGUAGAUGUGCACAUUCUAUGCGCGUCAUUCAUUAUUAUUGAUGGGCCAUGGAACCUCCUCCGGCCUCGAAUCCAGCUACCACCUCCAGCUCCUUAUUGUUUCCAGCUAACCCUAAAAUUGUAGCGGUUUAACGGCCAACAAAAUUAAAAUGCACCAAUGCCACGUUAUAAAUAUAAAUAUGCACAGCAAGCAGCCCUCCUAAUGUUAGGAUGCACUAUGUAAAUAAUUCUGUACAGUGUAGUAGUGUCGUAUAAUUUAAAAACUCCAUCAUUAGCAUACACACAUUAACAGUAUAAUUGUUAGUUUGUACAUUAUUGGAUUUACGAUUCUGCCAAGUAAUCUUUGUUGCAAUUAAUUUAGCAUAAAUUUUAGCCUAAUGAGCUUGAAAUGAAACCUUAACGAAGAAAGAACAAUGAAAGUGAAUGAAUGAGACGGAGAAAUAAUAAAGAAAAUUGAAAAUCAGAAA